Prorocentrum cordatum is the source of this 1209-nucleotide messenger RNA. The record is from the annotation of a GenBank genome assembly. NCBI's taxonomy places the organism in Eukaryota, Dinophyceae, Prorocentrales, Prorocentraceae.
CUGCCGACCUCGGGUCGCGCCCUCCGGGGCGCGGGCGCGGGCCCCCUACCUUCGCAGCCGCGCACGGCGCGAGGAGCGCAUGGCGAUGCCAGGCAAGGGCGCCGAGCUGCUUUCGGAUGGUCGCAGGCUCGUCGUCGGGCAGUUCCUCAUGUCCGCCAUCUCGCAGAUCUGGACCGGGGCCGGCCGCAGGGCCUGCCUCCAGAAGGUCUGGUUCGACAGCAUGCAGAUGUGCGACAUCCUGGCCUCACUCGGCCUGGACUUCGGCGGCGGGGCCUCCUGCAACGCGGCCGCGGUGCUGCGCAUCCUGUGGAAGGCCGAGGAUGGCACGCACACCCUGCCCAGCGACUCCCUGUCGACGCUGACGGAGGUUCUCCGCCGGCACGGGGUGGCCGUUCAGGCCGCGACGCCAGAGGACAUCGACGCCGCCGAGAGCCGCAUCCUGAGUGCCCUGGGCUGGCAGAUCUGGUCCCCGUCGCUCCACUCGUGGCUGGCCGCGUUCUUCUCGCGCCUCAGGGUCCUGGUCAAGCAGCACCUCACGGAGCAGGAGGAGUCCGAGUUCGGGGCGGUCCUCACGCAGCUCUGGCAGCAGAGCUACACUUGCGGCACCGCAUUGGUGAUGCACGUGGCGUCGCUCGGGCCGCUGGCGCCCCGCAGCCUGGCCGUGGGCCUGCUGGGCCUCGGCUGCGUGCGCGCGGGCGCGCUGCCCCUCCACAGCGCGCGCCCCGCGCGGCUCGGGGCGGCCGAGUGGGAGCAGGUCUACGUGAAGGCCAUGGGGCCAGUGCCGGCGUUCAAAGCCGACUCUCACGCGGCCAAGAUCAUCCAGAUCAUCAUGUUUGCGACCGACAGCAGCAUGGACGCAGUCAAAGAUGCGUGCGGCCGCGUCGCGAUGGUCAUACCAGACGUGCCCAUGCUGGGCGCCAGGGAGGCGGUCGCCAUCUAGCCAGCUCGAUUGGCUGCAGCGCGUUGGCGCCCGCCGCGCUCUCACCGUGGAACCGGUGCCGUGCUCGCUCGCGUUGCGCUCUCUGUUCGCGCUGUGAAUUUUGGACCCUUUAGGGUUGUCCAGCGACGCAGUCUACGCCCGGGUUUCACCGGUGCAGAUCUGACCGACCCGCAGUGCCUUGUCAGUGCGCGGUCGCGUCCUCGAUUCCCUCUCGUAGCUACUCGUAAGAGCCACCGAUCCGUCGCCAGAGUGGCCUCCAGUGCACGGCC